Prionailurus viverrinus (fishing cat) is the source of this 4679-nucleotide messenger RNA. Its product is annotated as cytochrome P450 4F3. The record is from RefSeq and is a predicted model, not a curated record. The coding region runs from base 1478 to 3097 and encodes 539 amino acids. Gene Ontology annotation, molecular function: iron ion binding; heme binding; oxidoreductase activity, acting on paired donors, with incorporation or reduction of molecular oxygen. NCBI's taxonomy places the organism in Eukaryota, Metazoa, Chordata, Mammalia, Carnivora, Felidae. The transcript is spliced from 11 exons.
AGGGUCUUAAUUCAGCUGGUGGCCGCCUACUCGAAGGCGUUUGUGAUGUGGCUGGGCCCCACCAUGCCCCUUAUCAUUUUGUGCCACCCUGACAUGAUCCGGAUUAUCACCAAUGCCUCAGGUACUCAUGCAGAGCUUGUGGUGAUGGGCUGUGACACAACCCACGGCUGUCAGCCCCUCUUUCUCCAAGCUUCACGCAACACCGGCGGGUCACUGGCCUCACUUCCCCCUUCUCUCUCAGCCAUCUUCCUCUUCCCUUCUUGUGUUUGUCAAUCCCCAUCUCACUGUCUCCUUCUUCCACUGUUGUCUAAUCCCCCACCCCAACCCUGGUGUCCUGGGCACCACUGGGACCCCAAGAGACCUCAAUCCAAGGCUCAGUCCUGGAGGAACCCUCAAUCUUGAGGAGAUGGGUUGACAGUGAGGUCCUUGACCUGGUGAGGUAAGGAAUUGGCCAGAGGGACAUGGCUGUGUCAUCCCACAGACAAAUCAAGGCCUCUGCUGGGGCAGGCUGGAAGACUUCCUAGAGGAGGAAUUAUUGGAAGUGGGUAUGGAAUGACAAGCAGAAAUUUUUUUAAAGCAGAGGGCAGAGUGGUGCGAUGGACAUCAAUAGCAUCUGAGGCCCCCUGCCAGGCCUGGCCUCAGUCCCACCCAUCCCCAUCCCCAGACCAACAAGUGUUGGCAGAGUACCUGUGCUGCUUUUUCUGUGACACCCACCUCUGGUGGGUUGGUUCCUUCCACCCUAUUCUACAAUCUUGUCUGCUUCAAGUUCAUUGCUCUUCUGCUUGAGGGCCCAGGAAUCUCCUUGAUGGGACUCUACCCCAGCCUAGCUCCCUUCACUUGCUUCUGUUUCUUCUACUUCCAGACAGGCCAGGCUGAGCAGGGGAAUAAGCAGCAUCCAACAGAAACCUUAGCUUUAAUGCCCAAAUUCUGGGUGACUCUGGGAAGACACCCAGCUCUCUCUGGCUGCCAAGGUGUUUUUCAGUUGUGAGUGGUGAAAACUCAACCCUAUGUGGUCUAAUCAAAAAAAGGAAAUCUAUUUACAGUGAAGUCCAGGGAGCAUUGUCUUCAGGCAUGGCUGGAUCAAAUAACAUCAUCAAGAAUCUGUCUUCAUUGUUUCAGUUCUGUUUUCCUCUGUGAUGGCUUCACUUUCGUUCUGGUAAAGAAACUCAACCCCCAUGGGAAAGCGAGCUUAUUCCCAACAGUUCCAGGGGAAAAGUUGCAAAACUCCCUUUAAUUUUCUUGGACUGCAUCCCAGGGUCAGUUUCUCAUUUAAUCACUGUGGCUCUGAUUACCCAGUCUUGGCAAGUGUAGGUUCUCAGAGCUAUUGUUUUGGGGCUCAAAGCAGUUUGAUGGCUAAGAACUCAGGUCCUGGAAUUCUGAUGGACUUGGGCUCAGAUCUCAGGCAGGCCACUUACCAUCUGGGAGACUGGGGGCAAAUGACUUUAUCAUUCAGAGUCUCAGUUUUCUUAUAUGGAAAAUGAGGAGAGAGGAGAAUCCAGGUGAAUGUGGUGUUUGGGAUCCAAAUGGGGGAAAGACCCUUUUUGUUCCUGUAACCAAAGAGCCCCAAUUGUUGUACCAAGGGUCUGGGGAAGGAUUCCAGGAGGAGACUGAGCUGCUGGAAAGGAUGCACAGGGCUCAGGUCUGGGUCUUUGCUCUGCAGGGUCUUUCCAUCUGGCCAUCUAGAAAGACUGUGAAUGGGGUCCUUUUUGUUUCUCUUCAGAUUCAGAGCUCAGAGGAAGGUCUUCUGUACACACAAAACCUGGCAAGCACCUAUGGGGAUGUGUGCUGCUGGUGGGUGGGUCCCUGGCAUGCAGUCAUCCGAAUCUUCCACCCCACCUGCAUCAAGCCUGUGCUCUUUGCUCCAGCUGCCGUUGCACCCAAGGACGCGGUCUUCUACAGCUUCUUGAAGCCCUGGCUGGGGGAUGGGCUCCUGCUGAGUGCUGGUGACAAAUGGAGCAGCCAUCGCCGCAUGCUGACACCCGCCUUCCACUUCAACAUCCUGAAGCACUAUGUGAAGAUUUUCAAUGACAGUGUAAAUGUCAUGCAUGCCAAGUGGAAACGCCUGGUCUCAGAGGGCAGCACCCGUCUGGACAUGUUUGAGCACAUCAGCCUCAUGACCCUGGACAGUCUGCAGAAAUGUGUCUUCAGUUUUGACAGCAAUUGCCAGGAGAAGCCUAGUGAAUAUAUUGCUGCCAUCUUAGAGCUCAGUGCCCUUGUGGCAAAACGGCACCAGCAGAUCUUCCUGCACAUGGACUUCCUGUAUUACCUCACUCCAGAUGGGCAACGCUUCCGCAGAGCCUGCCGCCUGGUGCACAACUUCACAGAUGCUGUCAUCCAGGAACGGCGCCGCACUCUCCCUGAUGACGGUGUUGAUGACUUCCUCAAGGCCAAGGCUAAGGCCAAGACUUUGGACUUCAUUGAUGUGCUCCUGCUGACCAAGGACAAAGAUGGAAAACAAUUGUCAGAUGAGGAUAUCCGAGCUGAAGCUGACACCUUCAUGUUUGGGGGCCAUGACACCACGGCCAGUGGUCUCUCCUGGGUCCUGUACAACCUUGCGAAGCACCCAGAGUAUCAGGAGCGCUGUCGGCAGGAGGUGCAAGAGCUCCUGAAGGACCGUGAGCCUAAAGAGAUUGAAUGGGACGACCUGGCCCAGUUGCCUUUCCUGACCAUGUGCAUCAAGGAGAGUCUGCGGUUGCACCCCCCGGUCACAGUCGUCUCCCGCUGCUGUACCCAGGACGUCGUGCUCCCAGAUGGCCGGGUCAUCCCCAAAGGUGUUAUCUGCCUCGUUAGUAUUUUCGGGAUCCACCACAAUCCAUCCGUGUGGCCAGACCCUGAGGUAUACAAUCCUUUCCGCUUUGACCCAGAAAACAUCAAGGAAAGGUCUUCCCUGGCUUUUAUUCCCUUCUCCGCGGGACCCAGGAACUGCAUCGGGCAGACGUUCGCCCUGACCGAGAUAAAGGUGGUCCUGGCGCUCACGCUGCUGCGCUUUCGGGUCCUGCCCGACAAGGAGGAGCCGCGCAGGAAGCCGGAGCUCAUCCUGCGCGCCGAGGGCGGGCUUUGGCUGCGGGUGGAGCCGCUGAGCGCGGGCCCCCAGUGACUCGCCAGCUCCCCUUGGCUUGGGAUCCACCCCGACCCUACACACGCCCCCUGGCGGGUUCCCAGGACUAGAACUGUGUGGUCUCCUCUGCCGGAGCGCCACUGACAGCCAGCAGGGGGUGCUCGGGACCUGCGGGAACGCAGGGAGGGGUGGAGGGGUGGGAGUAGGGGUGGGGGUGGGGUGGAGGGUGUGUGAGCUCAAGACCUUGACAGCCUUUCCAGCUGACCACAGGCACGCGCCCAUGCUGAUUGCGGGUUCUCCCAAAAUCAAAUCUAUGGUCACUCCAGAUCUCCAGUGAACAGAGAAUAAAACAAAGAAAAGCAUACUAAAACUGUAAAUUUUCCCAAUAGUCUCUAAAUUCAACAACUGGUAAAGGGUCUCCAGACUGCCUGCCAGCCCUCCCUCCAUAUACCCCUGCUCCUUACACACACAUCAUAUCUCACAUCAGAGUGCUACAUUUGUUCCAAAGGAGGGACCUACAUUGACACAUCAUUAUUAUUUUGGUGUUGUGUAUUUGGUGGAUUUUGACAAAUGGAUAAUUGAAACAGGGUGCUGUCGAAAAACACCACCAAACACCGAAUAGAAGCGGGGCAAGAUUUUAUUCAUGGCCAGGCCAAACCUGAUCUCCUGAUCUUAAGGAGAAAAGUGCAGAGAAUGGCCCCGAACAAAGGUAGCAGUGAGCUUAUAUGGAUUUUAGCAAGUCAGAAUACAUCAUUAUUUGGUUAACCAGUUACAAUUUACAACAUUUCAUGGUAGCCAAUUAUAUUGUGACAUACAGACCUUAGUUUUGGUGGGAACCUAUCAAUUUAAAGUUCUUUGUCCUAAGAGGGUUUAAAAUGACCAAUCAUAGUUAGACACCUAAGAUACCAUGAGGCAGUGAGUUGGAGACUUUUUACAUGUUGGUCUUUGCCUAGGCCAGAUGUUGGUAGAAGGGAUAGGGGAGGGUUUUGUAACCUAAGUUAUCCAUUUAGCAAGCAGGCAAAGUUACCGAAGCGAGAUAGGGCGGUUAGUAAUUUCCAAUAAUCCUAAUAGGGAACUACAUAAGCUUUUAUCUCAAUUAUUCAUGAAAGGUGAGUUUAAGCCAAACUUAUACACAAUAAGCUUUCUGAUAUCUUAUAAGUUGACCUAUUACAAUAAUGACAUGUAUCCAUUAUUAUAGUAUCAUACAGAGUAGUUUACUGCCUUAAAACACCCCUGUGCUCUGCCUCUUCAUCUCUUCCUCCCCUCAGCCCCUGGCAACUACUGAUAUUUUGACUUUUUCCAUAGUUUUGCCUUUUCCAGGAUGUAUGGCAGUUGGAAUCAUAUUGUAUGUAGACUUUUCAUGCUGGCUUCUUGUACUUAGUAAUAGACAUUUAAACUUCCUUCAUGUCUUUUCUUGACUAGAUGGCUCGCUUGUUUUUAGUGCGGAAUAAUAUUCCAUUGUAGGAUGUAUUAUCUAUUCAUUCACCCACUCUGAUUUAUUUUUAAUCAGGUUCAUGUGUUAUUAAACCAAAAUAAAUAUUUAAAUGUAAUAUAAUAUCAAAUACAAAGAUAUGGAAAAGAGAAAGGAAACCAAAUAAAAACGAAACCCUCAGGGCACCAA